AUGGAGGAGAAGGCUUGAGGUAGAGAAAGCAGAAAUGCUGAAAUGGCACAGUGGAGCUUGUAAGAAGGAGUCGGGAAGAGACACUCUGACAAGCCAAGUCACGGUGUGAGAAAGGGAGAGCUUGCACCAGCAGCAGCUUCAUUAUCAUCGGCAGGAGAGUCAGUCACAUGCAGCCACACCGGGACUCUCACAGAUGAACCGUCACGCAUUGCUCACGGAGCAGUGCGAGUAGCCAGCGACGCAGCAGGACAGGGAAGCUUGAUGGAGGGGAUGAGGAGCAUCGCUGCCACCUGACUCACUCUGGGAGUCAACCUCACCACCUGCAGCGGCACGCCGAGCUCUCUCUCCACCAAGGAGUCUGAGGCAGACGAGGGGGAGAGAGCUGCUGAGAUUAUGCGCGGGGCAGCGAGCUCCAGCGGAUUCCCCAUCUUUGGCAACAGCGACGGCAGCAGCAGCGGGGGUAGUUGGAGCUUUGGCUCUCCAGACGAUAGCAGAGCCAACUGGAACUGCAGCAGAACAAGGAGCUCCGACUCCAAAGCUAUUUAUUUAUCCGGGGAUGAAAGCAGCAUUCACAGCCCCGGCGUAAGAGGAACCAGCUGCCGAUGUAGCCACAGUGUUGAAUGUACCUGUAGCCAAAGCAGUGACAGCUGCUGCAAAGCUGGUGCAAAGGACACCUCAGCGGUGCAGUUUGGUUUAGUUGUAGUAGCAGCAGGGGGGGGCAGUGGCUCAGGACACUGAAUGACCAGUGUGGCUCAUGAAGGCCACCUGGAUCCGCUUGCUGAAACGAGCCAAAGGAGGUCGAGUCAAGAGCUCUGAUGCCUGCGGUUCGGCCGACUCUUACACCAGCCGUCCAUCAGACUCCGAUGUUUCCCUUGAGGAGGAUAAGGAGGCAGCGCGCAGAGAGGCAGAGCGACAGGCUCAGGCACAGCUCGACAAAGCCAAGACCAAACCAGUUGCAUUUGCUGUCCGCACCAAUGUCAGCUACAGUCCGAGUCAUGACGAUGACGUACCUGUGCCCGGCAUGGCUAUCUCCUUCGACGCCAAGGACUUCCUCCAUGUCAAAGAGAAAUUCAACAACGACUGGUGGAUAGGACGUCUAGUGAAAGAAGGCUGUGAAAUUGGCUUCAUUCCCAGUCCGGUGAAGCUGGAAAACACUCGCAUCCUCCAGGAGCACAGAGCCAAACAGGGCAAGUUCCACUCCAGCAAACUGGGAGCAAACUCAUCGUCUAGUUUAGGUGAAGUGGUUCCUAACUCAAGGAAAUCUACUCCUCCUUCAUCUGUAGCUGUUGACAUAGACGCCACAGGUUUAGACCCAGAAGAAAAUGAGCUCCCAGUCAACCUGCGUUCCCCUAAAGCCAGUCCAAACACUGUUAUAUCACCCCUAGCAAAAGAGAAACGAAUGCCCUUCUUUAAGAAGACGGAACACAUUCCUCCAUACGACGUUGUGCCUUCCAUGCGGCCCGUAGUUCUGGUUGGACCGUCUCUGAAGGGCUAUGAGGUGACGGACAUGAUGCAAAAAGCACUGUUUGACUUCCUGAAACAUCGAUUUGAGGGAAGAAUUUCAAUCACCCGUGUCACGGCGGAUAUCUCACUUGCCAAACGCUCGGUACUGAACAAUCCCAGCAAGCACGCCAUCAUCGAGCGCUCCAACACACGAUCCAACUUGGCUGAAGUCCAAAGUGAGAUCGAGCGGAUUUUCGAACUGGCCCGUACAUUGCAGCUGGUGGUUCUGGAUGCCGACACCAUCAACCAUCCGUCUCAGCUUGGGAAGACAUCCCUAGCCCCCAUCAUCGUCUACGUGAAGAUCACCUCCCCCAAGGUGCUGCAGCGGCUCAUCAAGUCCAGAGGCAAGUCUCAGGCCAAACACCUGAAUGUCCAGAUGGUGGCCGCUGACAAGUUGGCGCAGUGUCCUUCUGAGAUGUUUGAUAUCAUCCUCGAUGAGAACCAGCUGGAAGACGCGUGUGAGCACAUGGCUGAUUACCUCGAAGCUUACUGGAGGAGUACUCACCCCACCAGUUCCAGCCCUCCUGACCCGGUAUUGACAAACCUGCCCGCAGCAGCCCUCCCGAGCGCACAGACGCCAGCCUCUGCCGUGCAGGGCAACGGAACGGAGCAGAAAGGAGAAAAGGCGUUGGUGGAACAGAAGGGGUCCAAAGAAGACAACCAGCAUCAUCAUCAUCACAAGCACCAUCAUCACCACCACCAGAGCCAGGAGCAGGCAGACAUAGAGGCUGAUGGGGACAGCAAUGAGGAGGAGAGGCCUUUAAGGACAGAGUCCAGCAAGAGAGCCCCACACAUCCACCACAGGUCAUCAUCCACCAGAACUGAGCAUCACAACCACCAUCACCACCAUCACCACCACAGCAGCAAAGCCAGGGGCCUCUCCCGGCAGGAGACUUUGGACUCAGAGACCCCCGAGAGCAGAGAGAGUCGCGAGAGCAAGGACUCGGCUCGCAUCGAGUCACGGGCUCCGCUCCGCCAUCAGGACGAGGAGGAGGAGGAGGAAGAGGAAGAAGAGGAGGACGAUGACGACGAGGAAUUAGGGGAGGGGCACCCCCAGCAGCAGCAGCGCUACGAGCCACUGCCCCACCGGGACCACAACCACCAUCACCACCACCACCAUCACCGCAGCGGGGCGGACGAGGCCGGCCAGGGACAUCACCGCUCAAAAGAGCGCGAGCAGGACCACAACGAACGAAACAAGCAGCGCUCUCACCACCACCAUCGCCCAGCACGAGACCACCACCACUACGAGCGGGACAGGGAGAGGGAGAGGGACCGUGAGGGGGAGGUGGCUCCCAAAAAGAGAGGUGAGGCAGGUGAGGUGUGGGCCAGAGACUCACACAUUCAUCAAUGACAGACCAAAGUCCUGCUGAAGCCCUUCUGGACUCUUCGUCCCCCCCAUCAUGCUGCUAAACCCUGAAGCAUCCUGUUUCUCUCCCCAUCUUUGUAAAUGCUGUCACGUCUUUUACAGGAUUUUGAUUA
Molecule: messenger RNA, 2985 nt
Organism: Xiphophorus maculatus (southern platyfish)
Lineage: Eukaryota; Metazoa; Chordata; Actinopteri; Cyprinodontiformes; Poeciliidae
Gene: cacnb2a
Product: calcium voltage-gated channel auxiliary subunit beta 2
Exons: 13
Coding region: 755-2857 (700 amino acids)
Biological process (GO): calcium ion transmembrane transport; regulation of voltage-gated calcium channel activity; neuromuscular junction development
Cellular component (GO): voltage-gated calcium channel complex
Molecular function (GO): protein binding; high voltage-gated calcium channel activity
Source: RefSeq, a predicted model, not a curated record